This is a messenger RNA of Gavialis gangeticus (Gharial), 3514 nucleotides long. Its product is annotated as protocadherin alpha-C1-like. The record is from RefSeq and is a predicted model, not a curated record. Gene Ontology annotation, cellular component: plasma membrane. The transcript has a single exon. Gene Ontology annotation, biological process: homophilic cell-cell adhesion. The coding region runs from base 741 to 3326 and encodes 861 amino acids. Gene Ontology annotation, molecular function: calcium ion binding. Lineage: Eukaryota; Metazoa; Chordata; Crocodylia; Gavialidae.
GUUCUUCAAAUGGCUGAAGAACCUGAAGAAUGUUGUGCCAAGGGUGAGCGGGUCAGAGCUCUGCUUUAAAAAGCCUGUGGCUUCUCGCGUACGCCUCACUUCUAUCCACAGAUGAACUGGCAGCACGCUUGGGCGUUUUCCCGUGCUAAUGCUGGUUUUGCUUUGACAGACCUUCAAGCGACAGGCAAGAUCUCGGCAGGAAGAAUGUCCGUAUCUUCCCGACUGUUUCAUCCAUGGGAACAUAUUCAGCCUCCGGAAAUAGCUCGCACACGUUCGAAAGGUUUCCCUUGAGACAUUUAACAAUGAAGAUCGGCUAAUUUUGUAACAGUUUUUACAUUUUUCUUUAAUCCAGUGCUGUUAUACAGACUGUACUUUCCUGGCUGGCUUACAGUUAGCCGUUAAGUCUCUAGGUGGCACUGUCCACCACUGAGGUACCCAAGAGAAAUAGGAGCUUUUCCCGUCCACAUGAUCACAUAUAGCAAAGGCAGCUGCAAUAAAAGACCUGGCAGUGGCUGGCUCAGCAGGCGAUAACUCGGUGAUGAUUUCAGGGAGCACGAGAAAGAAUAUAUGCUCUUUCCCCACAUUUUAGCAAAAAUGUAUUGUUGUUUUUCGUUUUUUUAAGUUUUCUUUCUGACUAUUUUACCAGUUUUCAGAGGUGGGAUGACGUCAGCUAUUUGCUGAAGUAUUGGAUUAUGGUACUGUUGAACCUGUCUGCAGGGAGCUGAGCCAGGGAAGGAAGAAUGCGGGUCUAUCUAAUGGUGCUCUGCCUUAUUUCCUACUCCGUGGAUGGGCAAAUCGCGUACUCCAUCUCCGAAGAAACGGGACGUGGGGUAUCUGUUGGGAAUAUAGCAAAGGAUUUAGGAAUAGAUGCGGCUACACUUUCAUCCAGGAAAUUUCGCAUGAUCACCAGUUCAAGUAAGCAAUAUUUUAAUAUAGAUGUAAGCACGGGGGCUUUGUCCGUUAAUGAGCCCAUAGACAGAGAGCAGGUUUGUGAAUUAAAAACGACCUGUUUUCUGAAUUACGAACUUGUUCUAGAAAACCCUCUAGAGCUGUAUAAAAUGGAAUUUAAGGUGUUGGACAUCAAUGACAACUCCCCCAGCUUCCCUUUAAAUGAAUAUCGCUUAAACGUAGCCGAGUUUUUAUCACCCGGGGCUCGAUUUGCACUCCCCGAUGCCCAAGAUCUUGAUGAAGGCACCAACAGUGUCCAGAUCUAUACUCUGAGUCCUAAUGAACAUUUCCGUCUGGAAAUGCAAAUAUGCGGAGACGGGAGUAAGUAUCCUGAACUGGUACUGGAAAAAACCUUAGACAGGGAGCAACAAGCCAUCCACAAACUCGUAAUUAUAGCCAAAGACGGUGGGACUCCCGAGAGGUCCGGUGAUGCCGACGUCGUUGUGACAGUUCUCGAUACCAAUGACAACGCUCCAGCGUUUGAACAUUCCGUCUACAGGGCAAGUAUCUUGGAGAACUCCCGCAGCGGCACGCUGGUAACCCGAGUGCAUGCCACUGACUUAGAUGAAGGUCAAAAUGGAGAAAUCAGGUACUCAUUUAGCAAUAGCACUUCUGCUGAUCUACAGAGAAUGUUCCUAAUUGAUCCCCAAACUGGGGAGGUAAAAGUCAAUGGCAUUUUAGAUGUCCAGAGACCCCUUCUAGAGAUGUUCAUCGAGGCCAGGGAUAAAGGAGCGUUCGGGAUGUCCAGCACAGCUAAGCUGCUGGUGGAGAUCACUGAUGUGAACAAUAAUGCCCCCGAGAUCACAAUCACGUCUCUUUCCAGUCCCAUCCCCGAGGAUGCUUUGUCCGGAACUGUGAUAGCUCUUUUGAGUGUUAGGGAUAAAGACCCUGGAGAGAACGGGAAGGUAACCUGUCAGAUCCCUGCCAACUUUCCCUUUCACCUGAAAUCGUCUUUCGACAAUUACUAUAGUCUGGUCACGGAUGGGCCUCUGGAUCGAGAAGGGGUCAGUGAGUAUAACAUCACCGUCACUGCUAUGGACCUUGGGUCGCCUCCCCUGGCCACUCGGAGGACACUGUGGGUGCAGAUCUCGGACGUGAACGACAACCCUCCCAAGUUUGCCAGCUCAGCAUGCGACAUCUCUGUGACAGAAAAUAACCUUCCUGGGGCGUCCCUGUACCAGGUAUCAGCGUCUGAUCCCGAUGUGGGGGAAAACGGCCGGAUUUCUUAUACACUCAGGGACAUGGGUUUUGAAGGCGGCGCUUUGUCCAGCUUUUUUGCUGUUAAUUCAGAGAACGGAAACAUCUAUGCAAAAAGCACUUUUGACUUUGAACAGCUCAGGAGUUUUCAUUUCCAGGUGGAAGCCAAAGAUCACGGAUCUCCAGCACUGAGUACGGCCUUAACUGUGAAUGUCCUCAUCGCGGAUCAAAACGAUAACAUCCCCGUCAUUCUGUAUCCUGUGGCCAGGAACGGGUCAGUCGCUGUGGAAAUAGUCCCCAGGUUAGCCGAUGCCGAUUACCUGGUGACUAAAGUGGUGGCGGACGACGCGGACAGCGGGCAUAACGCCUGGCUGUCCUACCACCUCUUGCAGCCCUCGGACUCCGGCUUAUUUCGGAUUCUGGCCAACACGGGAGAACUCCGCACGGCCCGGUCCAUGAGGUCCACGGACUCCAUCAAGCACAAAGUGAUCGUCCUGGUGAAGGACCGUGGCGAGCCAUCGCUCUCCUCCACCAUAGCCUUGGGUAUCCUGCUCGCGGACUCCCUACCCCAAGCUCUGCCGGACUUCGGCGAGGGGCUGGAAGCAAGAGGACAUCUCACCACUUUAAACCUUUACCUCAUCAUCUCUCUCGCUUGCAUCUCCUUUGUGUUCCUUGGGUUUAUCCUCUUCCUUGUCCUCAUGAGGCUCCUCCAUUGCAGAACUACUCACCACCGCAGCUGCUGUUGCUUAGGGUGCUGCCCCGAGGAUGAGAAGUACGAGAAGUACCGCUACAAUGUGCGCAUGCUUCCGAGCUCUCACUUCCCUUCAGAGGUGGUGGAGGUCUCAGGGGUGGGCAAGCUUACCCACACCUACUUGUACAGGGCAUCUCUGGGCAUUGGGCCUAGCAAUAACAAUUUAUUGCUGAAUGGAGACGCCAGAAAUAUCCCCAGUGCUGCAGGAUUACAAGCGCCAGCAUCGUGUAUUCAGAUACAGAAGGUGAAAAGCGAUCACUUUAACGCUAUUUUGUUGGUAAGUAGUUUUCGUUUCAGUAGUUCAGUAGUUCGAUGUGCCCCACGGGUUCCCAGACUCCUUCAUUUGUCAUUUUUAUACUUGAUGGUAACAGCAUUGAUCUUAUGCCAGCGUGAAGCCAAUAUAUUUAUUUACCUACCAGGCAGAGGGUAGCAUUAUGGCAACACGAACAAAAUCUCCAAUCGCUUAUGUCCCCCCUUUCCCCUAAGAACCGAAAGCGAAAGAGACAUAUGCCCCAGGAACACUAGAAUGAUCUGCCAUAUCUAAACGGGGGGGGGGGGUGCUCAGUAACUACAACUUACUGUGUGUGACGAAAAGAAAAUACUGCCACAGUGCCAUUA